AUGGCUUAGCAACUGAAUCUAACAGGGCUGUCUAGUAAAGCUCUGCAGAUGAAUGCCAUGCACCUUAACUAUUUGUUCUCUAUUCUAUCAUUAUCUUUUUGUUUUCAUUUUCUUAUGUUCAUUACUGAUUUGUGACACUUUGCAUUAUGGAUAAAAAAUUAUUUAAACUUAUAGAAAUUCUGGGGGGGCUUCCUGAAGAUGAAGAAAUUUUUAUUUCCAUUUCAUUUUCUGCCCCUCGGUUGUCUGUUGUGGCCACCACAACCAGCAAAGGUAGAGUGGUGGUGCAGCGGCUGCGAGAAGGGGAGCUGAGUUGCUGUGUUGUACCUUGGACCUCAGACCCUCUGCUGCUGCCUAAUGCACUCGCUUUCAGCCCCACUGCUGAGCAUCUCCUCAUAGCUGUGAACAAUGGAAGCCUGUAUGUGCUGCCAUUGUGGAGCCUGUGGCCCGAGAGUGGUGCUGGGUCACAUCGGGCUGGGAAGCCUGCACUGCCAGCUGAGGAUGUCUACCCUGAGCACAUCUUGGAUGAGGUCUUCACCAUACCAGCUUGUGGUAGCAGAGCCAAACCUUCUGCUCUUGUUUGGUGGCAGCCAUCAGGAGGAGACCUGCAGAUAGCCAUCAUAGGGACGGUGCUGGGGGAGCUGUGUAUGGUGGAGCUCACCACAGGGCGCGAGGUGGGAGGCACUUACAUCACGCAGCCUGUCGCCUCCCUCGCCCUUUGCAGUGACAACGCCCUCGACACCACCAACCUCCUCAUACGUGAUCAAAGCGGCCAUGAGUUUCAUCUGCUGCUGGAGCACCGCAGUCGGAGGUUCCUAUUCCCUCUGGAGCUCCACGAGCCUGAUGGAGGUGAUGGCGUCUACCAGCCCUAUGGUGGCGAUGGUGGUGGUGGUUGUCUACCAGAGCCGCUGUGUUCGUGGCUGCCUGAGAGGGGCGACCUCAUAGCUGCACCUCAGUACUCCAACAGCUCGUACCUCAUAUCUCUGCACGACACCAACCGCAAUACACUCAAGGCUGCUGCUGCUUCUAGUGCUGCUGCUGUGCCCGCUGAUUGCGAGGCUGCAGGCGCGGUGGAUGUCAAGGGCCCAAAAAGAGACCACGUUUUGGAGGUCGUUGAGCUACCCGAGCAAUACAAGAUCCUGCGAUUGCUGCCCUUUGGAGCAGUGAACCACAUCCGCGAAUCAGACUCUGAUCUGCCGGAGACUCUACAGCAGGAGCAGGAGGAGGAUGCGCAGGUGGAUGAACUUCUCGCUGGCAGGAAGAUGACCUACGCCCCCAGCUGCCUUGUGGUCACCAACCGCGGCUUGUGCGUCCUGCAGCUUGUAGAGAGCGCCGAGUAUGUGUUCAUGGAGCACUUGGUGGGGUGUGGCAAGCCUGAGGUGGCACACCGUCUCGCCGCGGUCUUCUCGCUCGACGCCGCCCUGUACGAGGUCGCCGCUGACGCCAGGCUCAGGGAGAAGAAGUUUGCUUCAGCUCUCGUGCUCUACAAACAUGCCAGGUUCUCCCACACCCGCUGCGCCCUGAAGCUGGCCCUCUAUGGUUUGACGACAGAAUUCCUGAGCUACGCUGGCAAGCUGCUCUCGGGGACGCCCUGCACCGCUGAGGUAUCCCUUGAGGACAAGCAGGAACUGUCGACGCUGAGUGUGGUGGCCUUCCUAGGCCAGCUGUGCGCACUCAAAGAGUCUCUCUCAGAAGCCCAAGCUGCGUAUAUGAAGGAGAGUCGCGUCGGGGACUCAGGUCUCACCAUCGGCAACGCAUCAAAUGAAGAAUCGAAUGGGUUGAUAAAAAGUAUGGAAGAUUUGGCUUGUGUUUCGAAGAUGAAAGACGCGCCUUUGAGUAAAGUUCAAACUGAAGCGGCUGGCUUGUGCGACGAAGAAGUACAAACCAAAUUUUCAGCUCUCUCAGUUGCUGCCGAAAAUCCCAAAUCAGCUACUGCUCUUGCAGACGCUCAAACAAUCGAUGGAUCUCAAUUUAUUGAAAGUGGCAUUAAGAAGAUGAACGAAGCGAACGAAAUUCAUAAUCUAAAAGGUUCCAGCCUGCAGAUCGUGAAUGGACGUGACGCUGAAGAGAGUGUCCCGGGUGACGUAAGGCUGAUUGAGGGCGCUGCUAUUGGUGCUGUUGGCACGAGCGAUGUUAAUAACGUAACCAGCAACGUUGAUAGCGUUAGCGUAGGUCACAGCCAAUUAUCUAGUCAGGAAACUAGUCCCGUUAAGUCUAAGAUUAGCCUAUCAAAUAGUAUAACAAAUGAAACAACUAGAGGAUGCCUUUCUAGUCCAACUAUAACGCCAAGAAAAGCUGCCGCACAUUCGGCUGUCAACAAAACGCUUCAAUCCGAGUUUGUUUUAACAAAAUUUUUAGUUUUCCUUAAAAGAAAUCCUCAUUAUGAUCCUCUGUAUUGCUUGUGCUUGGCUGUUGAAGCUUGGAGAUGGGAAGUUGUUCAAUAUUUGUGUUCUGCGCGCGGUCUUUUGCUAGAAAAACUUUGUGUCUUGCUAGACAACUGUACGUUGCCGCUGAUAAGUCGCAAGUCCGACAACCCUUGGAAUUGCAGCACGCCUUUUGAAGAGAACUUAACAGUGAGUUGCUUCGUGGAUCGUGAUCAGGAGACCGGCUAUCUUCACUGCCUCACUGACCCCAUGCUCAGGAAUGUGCUUAUGCUAAAGCAUCGUCUUGCUUGGAAGCACUACAACAAGUCUCUGCAACUCCUACCUUCCCUGUCCCUUCCUCUUCUCCUGAGACUAGCUUCUCUCUACGACCCCAGCCACCCUUCCCUCGCCGCCUUCCUCGCAAGUCCUCAGGUCUACACGUCCUGCCCCUACACACAGCACUGCCACCUGGAGGCUGAGCAGGGACCUCCCUCAUUGCGCCACGUCGUUCACUUGUUCCUGAGUUUGCUGAUACGCAUCAACGCGUUGCGCGGCUGGCGGUUUGCAAUUGACUUCGUCACCGCUCUGCCUGCGCCGGCUAUGCCUAGUCACGCGAUUGCGGGAGGUGAUCUCUUGCCGAGAGGAAAGCUCUUGCUGUGCUGCGGCUUCAGCAGCAGCGCGGCCGCGUUCAAUGGCCGCCUCUACUGUUGGGGAGCUGCUAAAGGAGGGGUGCUGGGGUUGGGGCUCACACCGCGCCGCAUACCUGCUGGGGAUGACAACAAUGCUGACGCUCAUCUACGACCCCAGCUGAAGCCUUCCCCACUCAUGGCUGAAAUUAAGGCCCUGAACGAACCUGACGGGCCAGUGUGCGACAGCUCGCCUUUAUCGCCGCGCCACGCUCCUGACGACGCUCCUGCAGCGGCUGUAGGAGGCGCCGCGGCCUGCGAGGAGUUGAUGGAACCUCUUCUGGUCGAGGGCUUGGCCCACAAGUCGGUCGUGGCUGUGGCGUGCGGCAGGAGCCACAUGCUUGCCCUCACUACGUCAGGAGUGUACGGCUGGGGCAGCAAUACGUACGGGGAAGUGGGCACAGGAUGCCCGGGCAGCGUCCUGCGUCCUGUGUUGCUGUGCGCCCCUGCCUUGUUGCAGUCCUCGGUCACCGCCCUGGCGUGUGGUCAAUACCACUCGCUCGCGCUCACGUCAAGUGGCAGGGUCUUGUCGUGGGGCUGGGGUGUGCAUGGUCAGCUGGGCCACGGCGACGUCGAGGACCGCAACAAACCCUCGCUUGUGACGGCGCUGCGCAAGAGGCAUGUCGUGGGCAUCGCUGCGGGCUACGCGCACUCGGUGUGUGUGGACGACAAAGGUUGCGUGUAUGCGUGGGGCUGCAGCGUGUACGGCCAGUGCGGCACCGGUAACCUCGACAAGAUUACCUCCCCUAAGGGAGUAUCAUUGCCUGCGCCAGUCACCCAUCUCGCUGCUGGCUACUUCCACAACUUGUGUGUCACGACUGAGGGAGAAAUUUGGUUCUGGGGAUGCAAUCCAACCGCUUUAAAAGUUCAGGCUCAUAUCCAGCGACGGUCACGAGCAGCUAAGACUCAAGAGGAUGCUGCAGAAGGACAGAAAAACGGUGAAACUGUUCCGAAAACCUGCACUGAUACCCAAGGACUUGACAAAACUGUGGAUAACAAGUCAACUGGUCUAUCGAAUCUGGUCCUGUGUGCUCAUGCCGCUCCCAACGGUUCUGUGCCGGGCGCUCAUGGUCAGCAAGCUCGACAAAUCCCACCGUUAAAUUUGAAACCCUCGGGCAUUAAACCAUCGGAAAAGAGUGAAUCUCCUGCAGGAAGUGGAAUUCAAGACUCGCCCGAUGUAGAUGCCAAUACCAGCGAUCGCUCUUGCAAUGAUGUGCUUUGUGUCAAGGAUGAAGCUACAGUUCAUUCACCUAUAAAUGGUUCGAAAUUAUCUUCUGAGAAACACGGCAGGUUAUGGCGCGUGGGAGAAGUUAGUUCUAGCAACACUGUCCCUUCGUGUGACCCUGAGGACAUGGCCCACCUUCUUCCCACCCUCGUGCCCAUGCCCCCCAACUGGGGUGAAUGUAAGAACCUUAGUGCUGGGGCUCAGCACUCAGCGCUGCUCACGACUCGAGGAGAACUCUACACGUGGGGACGUAACCUCUGCGGCCAGCUCGGCACGGGCAACCGACAGGAGAGCCCGCGCCCCACGGCCGUGAUGAAGGAGCUCGUCGUCACCGCCGUCGCUUGUGGCGCCGACUGUACCCUGGUCGCUGACGACAGCGGCCAAGUCUGGGGGUUUGGAUCUAAUUUUCACUCGCAGCUGGGCGGCAUGGCUGCUAAAGGUGCUGGCGGAGAUAAGGGACAGCCUGUGCGCGUCUUCACCCUCAAGACGGCUAAGAGGAUACUCAAGGUUCCCCACAGCGUUCACUCCAACGUGGAGGUGCCUCGCCCGGUGCCCGGACUACCGUCAGUUGCCCCCGAGAUGCCGCUCGAGGAGGACAUGCGCACCUCGCUGCAGCUGGAGCGAUGGUUACGAGAGCUGCGCUUCUCUGAAGACGUUGCCCUCACCAGCGGCAGCCCUUCUCCUGCAGCUUACGGAGCUGAAAUUUUGCAGCGCGCUCUGCUGAACUUACACCAGCACUACGACCCCACUGACGUGGUGGACCAGCUCAAAGCAGCUGGGGCACACCAGGCAGCUGGUGCUGUUUUCUGUGCUCAGCUGGACCACGCUUCAGCCAUGCAGUGCCAUCUGGGUGCAGUUUUUUCCACGGACUCUGAGGAUGAGUGUGGAGACCGCGACAAGGUCGCGCUGCAGGUGGUGCAGACUUACCUAGACGAUCUCUACGGCGACGGCGGCGAUGUAGCUGCUGUAGCUCCCGCUGCUGAGUCCGCAUUGCUGUACUUCCAGCAGCGCGGGCGGCCUCUGGGGCUGCUGGAAGAACUCCUGCUACUGCACUUCCCUGCCCUGCUGCCUAAUCUUGCUGUUGCGAUUCUCAAAGAUGAUGGCGAUGACAGUUUGGUGUCGCAUCUCACCCCAAGUUUCUGCCUCAAAUUAACAGCUGCUCUGAACGAGAGAAUUUCACGAGACCCCAAGCUGCGACUGCCGAAGUCUUCACAGACACAACUGCUGCAGACCGUAGUAGACCCUGCAGUGCUGCGCGUGUCAGCUGACACUGUCAUGCAGGCUGCUGCCUCCCCUUCACUCGUUGUCUUCUCCUGCCAGCACGCCUUCACCCCGGAAGACCUUAAGGAGCGGGAGUUGCCGGAACUGGCGGCGGCCUGCGCCAACAUGGAAGGGAUAAUGGGCGCCGCGGCGCGCCAGCUUCUCUCCUGCUACCUUCAAGAUGACGACGAGAACAGCGAACGGCAGUCCGUGGACCAUCUCACUCGUGGCGAUGUCAGUGAUCGCUCUGUUGAUGACAUCGUCACUCGUAGCCUGGGUGUUGUUGGCACUGAAGUCACUGGUGUUGUUGACGGUUCAGAUCUCCCAGCAAGCAACUUACAAAAUGUUACUCCGAAAAAUACGAAUGAAAUCGUAGUUUCUAAUGAACUCGGCGUAGAGCUCAAAGAUGGCAGUGAGCGAGAAAAAUCUAAUAAGGUGUUCAGCAAGAGCUCUUCAGACGCUCAAGGUGAAGGAACGGCGUCGUGCACACCGUGUCCGGCCUGUGCGCUCACUGAGCUGCUGGGCGGAGUAAAGCCUUCCGACCUGAGCAAGUGAUACCAAUGUAGUGAGCUGUCAACGUGCGUAUCUGCACCAAGAUCUAUUUGAUUCAGUAAUCACUUACUGACUUCCCGUAUGUGUUCUUAUUCAACGGCUCGAUUAUUAUCGUCAUGCCUUGUUAAUUAUUUCUAUGUAACGAGAGAAAAGGAAUAUAUGGCGCGAUUCUGCGUUAUUUUUCUGCUGCUUGGUACUGAAAAUGCGUUGCAAACAUCAACCGCGAACGUCUCUACAAUGAUUGUUGGCCAUGAUCGUCGGUAAAAUAUCGCGCUGGCCGCUCCUGAUGAUUGCACCGCAGACUGUGAUAUCAAAACGCGGAUACUGACGGCCAAUCAUUAUUCUUGUGUAAUGAUCUCUCAUUAUCUCAAACAAGUUCAUUUUAAGCAACAUCUUCAUUAUAAUAUUCGAUAGAUUUAAUAAGACAUUGUGCAAUUUGGUAUGGAACUCCUACCGACGUGCCGUACUUGAGUGCUGGUGAUCUGCACUUGCGUUAUUCGUGAACAUUUUUGCUAUUUAGGGCAUGAAAUUUUUAUGUAGUGUUUGACCUUCUCUAGGAAUAAGUUUAUGCGAGUGUCGCUUCGCGUCUCAAGUGCCUGUUCAUUGAAGCUUUACUUCAAAUUAUCGCUCUUGCUGAUGGAAUGAGCAGUUCUAGAAUUGCUGUCUUGGUUGAUUGGUGCGUGGCAGCCAACGGAACUCCUGCUAUGGAGUUUUAGAGAGGAACGAGUGGAUAAAUCUUCAAUAUUCACUUGUGGUGCAUGAAUACUAGUGAUAAAGUGAUGCUGUUUCUUGUGAUCCUCACAGCUUUGUCAGCAAAGAUAUAAAUGGGGUCUACUUUGUUUUACCCGGCAUGAUUUCCAUGAAAUUUUGGAAAAAUUUAUUUGACUAGUUAUUUCUGUGUGUGUUUAUAACAAAGUAUUAACUUUAGGAGCAAGAAAUCGUUAUCAUCUGUUCUCCGCGGGAGGAUUUGGCAGCUCAUCUCGCGUCAUGGCGUAGAUCCAGAUAUUGAGUUUUAGGCUAAAUAAUUACGAGUGAGAACUUAGUUUGAAUGCCUCGUUUUGGUUCUGGUGAACUCGUAUUUUAUGCAUUAAUAAUAUUCGAAGAUGUUCAAUUUUUUUUUCGUAAUCGAUGUUCAGUGCUGUUAUAGAAGUAAGCUUAUUUCCCUCAUUAAUAUUGUUAUAGACUUUAAUUGCACUCAGUUCUUAUAAGUCACAAAUUAGCAGCUGCUACAAGUAUUGGCGCAUUUGCCUUCAGCUUUGCUGGUGAAAUCGAAGCUCUCUUGGGUUCAUUAGAAAAGUCUAUCUUAAUGUCUGCUCUGCUGCGUGCUCGCCGUGGAGCCAAAGAAGGAGUUUUUUGCGGUUCACUAUCACAUUUUGAGUGUUAGGUUUGGAUAUACUAGAUUCUUCAGUCUUCACUGAUGAAUGCCCAUAAGCAGGAGAAAAUAAUGUGAAAGAAUCAAGACCUGAAUGGCCGCCAUGGUUGACGCACCUGACAUUGACGGUAGAGGCUGGGCAAUGGAAUGAACCUUCAUUUUUCGGGUUUGUUAUUAAUUUUAGUGGCAUUUAUCCAUUUCCUUUGUUAAGUUGAAAUGAAUUUUAAUGCUAUUUAAAAGUAUCGCACGCAUAUACAUAAAUAUAGUCUCUAAAAUAAAUUUCAUUGAAAUGUGCAGAUUGUUUCUUUAGUUUUCAGUCGAGUUAACGAACUUCGCAUCUGUCACUCGCCAUCUAAAAUGUUUCUCAUUGGUCUAAGUGUCAUUGUAUUGUUUCUUUGCACUAAAACCAUUUGCGUUGCGGACAUUUUCAACUAUCAGGCGCUAAAUUCGAGAUAUUUCACCGAAAAUGGAAGGACGGUCUCAGGAUAUAUACUAUGACUUGAUGUCUCAGCUGUUUAUUGUCAUUCAUGUAUUUUAAGCCCAUCGAACUGGGCAGUUUCUACCUCUAAUGGGAGGUUUCAGUUGACUUCAUACAUUCUUGGAGAAUAGUCUUCUCAUGAGUGCACAACUAAGUCCAAAGUGCCUAGUAAAUGAUGAAAUAAUCGAUCGUGUGAGCCACAGUUAAAUUUAUGUGCAUUAUUUCGUUUAAUAUUCCGACUACCAGAAAGCUUCAUCAAGCUGUGCUUGUAAUCAUAUCAAUGAGAACGAAGUUCAGUCAAUUGAGGUUCGAGUCUAAUUUUACAUGUAGAACGCUUCUAAUUAAGUCACCUUCAGCAUGGUUAAAUUUUGUAUAACGAUGAAGUCAACUCGUGAAAUCCCAUGACUAUUAUUACAAUACUAUGUUUAAUGUUAGGACUAAGGAUACUUAUUGCUGUCUGUGUAAUUUGGAUAAAAUACAGGAAUGGUUUCAAUAAAGUUCAGCAGGUUAAGAACUAAUAGCGUUCUGGGGGCGUAAGUUGCCGCUUGACUUCAUCCAAGAUAUAUUCUGCCUGUCAUCGAGUUUUUACGAAAUUCGAAACGAAACGAAAUUAGAAUGUACUGAUAUGAAAGCAUUACACUUCGAAUGUAUUUUCAUCGUCAUUAGGAAGAGCCAUCUACGUCUGUAAUUCUCGCAACCUUUCCCUUUAUUUUUUUUCGAUGCCUCAUCAGUCCCGAAAUAAUGCACUCACACACUUUGGAAUGGUAUACUCUUCAUGGAAUCAAUUGAACUGAUCAUUUAACUGCUGUAAUUUAACGCAAUUUUAUAUUCACUUCAGAGUAAGCUAGUCAGCUGCAAUUGUGGGCAUUUUUAGAGCCAGUAUUUUUUACCAAGAAAUACGGCAAAAUAAAUAAGUUCUGUAGACAAUUCAGUUCAAGAAGUCUUAUUGCCUGGUUGACAGAGUGACAUAAAGGGAUAUUCAUCAUCUCAUGACCUUGGUGCUAUGGUCUUUUACACCCUGGUAUCUCUGAAAGUAUUUCGUCAGCAGCACAAAUAGCUUAAUGCAAAAACCACUGCCUCUGUGUAACGUGAACGGCUGCUCUGGACUUACCUCCGGAGCUGGUGAUAUUCGUCACCGUUAAGAGUUUGUUGUGUUCGCUAAAACUUUCUGUAAUAUUUACAUCAAAGGAUUGAGCUGCAAUCUCGUGCAAUCAAGGACAACUUAACCUUCAUCAAUAUAUUUGGAUAUUCCA
Messenger RNA from Hyalella azteca, 9186 nucleotides. RefSeq lists its product as uncharacterized. The record is from RefSeq and is a predicted model, not a curated record. NCBI's taxonomy places the organism in Eukaryota, Metazoa, Arthropoda, Malacostraca, Amphipoda, Hyalellidae. The coding region runs from base 147 to 6086 and encodes 1979 amino acids. The transcript is spliced from 19 exons.